This is a messenger RNA of Danio rerio (zebrafish), 969 nucleotides long. The record is from RefSeq and is a predicted model, not a curated record. NCBI's taxonomy places the organism in Eukaryota, Metazoa, Chordata, Actinopteri, Cypriniformes, Danionidae.
AUGGAUGAAAGUCUGUUUGUGCUGCUUCUGCUGUCAGGGCUCUCCUGCAGCAGUUCUGCUGUUUAUCUUCAGUAUAAUUAUAUGAACCAGCCAAUGUCCUGGUCAGAUGCUCAGAGUUACUGCAGAGAGAGAUUCACUGAUCUGGCUACUGUAGACACCGUGGAUGAUGUGAACAGGCUGAUAAAUACUGUGGAUGCUGGAUACAGUGGAUCAGUGUGGAUUGGACUGAAGAGAGAGAUAUCGAAUCACUGGGUUUGGUCAAAUGGAGAAGAUACAAUCGCAAAGUACAGCGACUGGGCUCCAGGAGAACCAGCCAGUGGAAAUGACUGUGCUUUGUUCAAUGACAUUUGGUUGACCACUAAAUGUUCUAACCUCUAUGGCGCAUUAUGCUUAGAUGAAUUUAAUGGAUAUCGCAUGACACUUAUUAAGAUGAAUUGGACAGCUGCUCAGAGUUACUGCAGAAAGCAGUUUACAGAUCUGGCUCCCAUCUACAGCAAAAAAAACAAAAGCACUCUACACACUUUAGCAAACUACCUAAUGCCUCUAUGGAUUGGUCUGUACCGAGACUCUUGGAAAUGGUCUGACAAAUGGAAUGGCUCCUUCAGAUACUGGGCAGCAGGUCAACCAUUUCAGAGUGCAGGAUCUGUUGACUGCGUCGGCAUGACAACAACUGAUUCUGGAAAAUGGGCUCCAUACAGCUGUGAUCUACAGCAGCCUUUUAUCUGCUACGGAGAUGAUAAGUUCAUCAGAAAGCAGACUGUCAGACUGAAACUGUCUUGUAAUGGAAACUGUGCACUUAAUAAUCCUUCACUCCAGACUGUCGUUCUGAAUCAGAUAACUGAAAGGCUGAAGGGCAUGGGGCUACAAAGUGACAGCAAGAUAAGCUGGAUUAAGAGUAAAGAGGAAGAAGUAUCUGCUCAGAAAAGCAACCGUACGGAAAAUUCACAAGAAUGUGGAAAUAUACCAUAA